AUGACAUCCGUUUCAACUGAUCUAACCCUCAACCCCCAGCAGCCUAUCCUCUUCGGCGACGGCCUCCCAACCAAGCGUCCCAAAGCCACCUCCCCACCCUGGGCACCAUGGAUCGAUCCCGGCCGCGAAGUCCUCUCCGAGGCCGAAUCCCGAUGGUCGCUCUACCUGUACUACGAGUUCGACAGAAAGACACUGUUCUUUGAACAAGUGCCUGUUCCAAACAUAAGCGCCGUCGCACCAGACGCGUCGCAAUGGCCGUGGCCAGCCAAGUUCUUCGACGAAACAGCCAACCAGAUCACUGAGCGGAACGCAAAGGAGUCUGCGUUUCUUCGUCUGCCGCGAGAAUUGAGGUGGGUGAUAUAUCAGUAUGUGAUUGCGGAUAGUGAUGGGACAGUUGGCAACGUUACUAGUGCUGGAGUCGUUUCACACGCGACGUCCAGGUAUCCGUUGCUGCGAGUUUGUCGACAGGUGUACGCUGAGAGGGGGCUCAUCCCCACGUCUUGA
Molecule: messenger RNA, 504 nt
Organism: Alternaria arbusti
Lineage: Eukaryota; Fungi; Ascomycota; Dothideomycetes; Pleosporales; Pleosporaceae
Exons: 1
Coding region: 1-504 (167 amino acids)
Source: RefSeq, a predicted model, not a curated record